AUGCUUGUCGGCCCCAUGGCACCACCGGCGAUGCUCUUUCGACUACCUCACUCGACUAUUUUGCUCAACGACAGCAACCCCAACUGGCACUCUCCACAAUGGACUGCCUCUAUUUGCAUCUACCGCAAGUUCUACCACACCGAGUGGUCUAUCAAGUUCACUCCACUUUAUGACCUUUGUUACUUCUCAGUUCAUUCUCUAUACUUUUCGACACAUAUCCUCAAGAUGUCUGGAUUUCCACUGUUCAUGGGCAUGAUGAAGGCAGGGCAUGCCGUAGCUCAAAGCUCUGCUCCAGCGCGUUCAACGUCAUCGCCUGCGGGCAACACUGCUGCCAAUAUCCCAAGCAAGGCGUCCCAUCCGACUACACCACAUGCAAACAGAGAAAUUGUACAGGCGUUCACGAUGAGCACUGUGACCAGUAGCCAGGAUGCUACUCCCAACUACUCCUCCCAGCCGGCUACAUCAAGCCCACUUCGGAGCUCCGUGCAAUCAGUUACGAUGGCUCCUCAAGGCGCAGACAAAAAUCAGGAUACCGCCCCCAACCGUACCCAGCAGACCACGUAG
Parastagonospora nodorum SN15 is the source of this 564-nucleotide messenger RNA. RefSeq lists its product as hypothetical. Lineage: Eukaryota; Fungi; Ascomycota; Dothideomycetes; Pleosporales; Phaeosphaeriaceae. The coding region runs from base 1 to 564 and encodes 187 amino acids. The record is from RefSeq and is a predicted model, not a curated record. The transcript has 3 exons.